GAUCGGUGCGUCACGCGUGUCGGCGUGCGUGCGAGCGGGCUAAUAGCGGAAUCACCGCCGCGCGGCGAGCGACCGGUUGGUGGUCGUGUGGUCGGUCGGUCGUUCCCGCACGUCGCGCGUCGUCCGACGCGCCGCCUAAUCGGAGCGGAGCGUAGCGUAGCGUGGUGGCGUAGCGCAAGAGCGCAGCGCGGCGCAGUGCACACAGCCACACAGAAGCGCGAGGGGAGCGUGCGUCGUCGAGUCUAGGGCAGGCACACAGCGACCGGUGGUGGUCGCAGCACAGAGCCAGCGCGAUGGUCGUCAAGAUCUACGUAUCGGGUAUCAGCGGCAACAAGGAAGUGAAAAAAAGACAGCAACGUGUAUUGAUGAUCUUAGAUAGUAAAAAUGUUGAAUACGAGAUCAUUGAUAUAACAGAGCCAGGCAAAGAAUUGGAAAAGGAAUUCAUGCAAGCCAACAGUAAUGCUAGGAAUAACAAGUAUCCAUUGCCACCACAGUUAUUUAACGAAGAUGAUUAUUGCGGUGAUUAUGAAGAUUUUGAUUUAGCGAACGAAAUGGAUGAACUGGAAAAGUUUCUGAAAGUAACGCCGGCGGUUAGUACUGCAGAAAUCACUCUUGACUCAAAAUCUCAGAGUGAAAUUCAAGAGAAUGGAAAUACGUCAAGUCGAGAGCCUUCCGCAGACAAAGAAGCAGAUAUUCUACUUUCCGACAGUUUACCAGAAAGGACAACUCUAGAAAGCGAGUCCAAAGCGUUAGAUGACUCUAAACCAGCCGAAGUAGAUAGCGCGGCAAAAGUUAUCGCUAGCGAUGAAGGUGAACACGCAGAAGAUAGCGGCGAUAAAAAUGAAGAGAAGUCCGACGACCAAGAGAAAGAGGAAUAGAUACGAGAUAUACCCAUGUAAAGUUGGGAUAUUCCACACAAUGACUUCCUUCCUUUUCCACCCACAAACGUAUUUUGCAAAAAGCCACGUUUAUUACAUUACUAAGGCUGAAUGAAGGUACUGCCAAGAUAAUAUUCUGCACCGCAGAAAGUCUGUUGAAUGAUCAGUAUAAAUGACGCAUGGAACAUUCUUUUAUAGAAUAUAUAUACUUUGUAUUUUUAGAUCAAACGCGUCUUCACCAAAUGUUUUGCAACAGGUCUGAUUAAGCGAUAUGAAACAAUUCCUUCGUAUCGCUCUCUUUGUAUACAUCCUCACGUUUGUUUACUAUUUUUGCAUUGUUUCGCACCGCACCAUACCUGAUACACAUUGUAGCACACUACAUCCGAACUGAAGUACAUAUUUUUCUCUUACAUGUGCAACCACCCAUUACACCUUUCUCGUUUGUUGCCGCGUGCAAAGCGUACAAAAUAUAGAAUCUAGCAAUACAUAACAUAUACACAAUAUCAUUUGAGAUAUGAGGACAGAGAGAGAUAUAUAGAUAAAUAUGUAUUAUAAUUGAAUUUUUUUUAUUUGUAGAUAUAAUUAAUUUGUUACACAUGAGAAAAAAAAUUUUGAUAUUUAUAUUAUACUUUUAAUCGCGAAUAGAACAGUAUUAAAGAUAGGUUUGGCUUGUUAAAAUUUAUUCGGACAUUUCGUUUUUUUCGCGUUAAGAUAAUCAAACGGUCUUUCCAAAUAUGCUUUAAGAAGUCGAUUGAUUUCUUGAGCUUAAUUAUAUAUUAAAUAUAUUAGAAGUAGUUAUUAGAAGGAACAGAAGAAGAGAUUUCUAGAUUUUUAUAAAUGAAUUAUAAAUAUCUUUUUAUGGUAUAUAAACUUCCAUUUUCUACUUACAACAAAAUUAUGCUGGUGCAUAUGACUCAUACUGAGGCGUGACACGAUUUCAUUGAUAUGUGUGUAUAUGACUCAUGCUUGUUCAACACAGUCUAUUCAGUCAUUAAAAUUUUUGCGUCUAAAAUCGAACAAUUGAGUUUUUUAAAAAGUUCUAUUUUUGAAAACAGAAAGAUCGGUUUACAAUGCUUGUAAAUUGUAUUGUAAUAAUACAAAAGUUCAAAGCAAAAGUGAGAGAGAGAGAGAGAGAAUUUCUUACAACUGCUACUAUUGAAACAGCGCAAUGAAUGCUUUAAUAUAUAUAAUAUAAAAAAUGACAUAUAUGUGAAAAAUGUUUAAUAUCUAUUCAUUGCACAAAAUGAAUAAAAAAAAACAAGUUUUUUGUAUACAAAUCCGAUGUUAUUCAAACUAAUUAUAUUCUAAAUGAUAAUAGCGGCAGUUGUAUUGAUGAAAAGGCCUAUAUGAAUUAUUCUUUUAUUAUUUUUAGUCAUGACAUUUAUCUUCCUACGUGUGUGCUCAGCAAGAUCAAUAUCUUGCAUAAAUCUUUUAUUGCUUAUCUAUCGUUCAACCAAUACUUCCGUCAUAAAAAAAGAAUUAAGCUUUAUCCAAGUAUUUGCUACAAGUUGCUUUGUUAUAAAUAAAUAAAUGAAAUAAAAAGUUAUUUUUGCUAUUA
This is a messenger RNA of Wasmannia auropunctata (little fire ant), 2436 nucleotides long. RefSeq names its product SH3 domain-binding glutamic acid-rich protein homolog. The coding region runs from base 294 to 878 and encodes 194 amino acids. Gene Ontology annotation, cellular component: cytoplasm. The record is from RefSeq and is a predicted model, not a curated record. NCBI's taxonomy places the organism in Eukaryota, Metazoa, Arthropoda, Insecta, Hymenoptera, Formicidae. The transcript is spliced from 5 exons.